This is a messenger RNA of Miscanthus lutarioriparius, 3438 nucleotides long. The record is from the annotation of a GenBank genome assembly. NCBI's taxonomy places the organism in Eukaryota, Viridiplantae, Streptophyta, Magnoliopsida, Poales, Poaceae.
AUGCCGCCGGAGGAAACACCGGGCCUCGUGGCCGCGAGCGACGAAGCCGUCCACCAUGUCCACCACGCGCCGCCGUCGUCGGUGAUAAUAGGCCACCGCGACCACAAGCGGAGGCGGACGAAGCACAGCGUGAACGACGAUGCUCUUCCUCAAGAAUUCACCGCGGCGCGGUCGACGAUCGACGCCGACCGCGGCGCCACAGAGCCCGCCACGCCCACGGGUGGAGCGCACCGCAGCCAGAGACGCGCGCCGGCGGUGGAGAGGAAUACGGGUGCUGGUGGCUUGUCGAGCAGGGACGACAAGGCAUCACCAUCCGUGGAUCCACCACCAGCUUCGAGCAAGGCAAUCCGCGUCAAGCACUCAUCAUCGUCGUCGUCGUUCGUCAUCGGCGGCGGCGGCAAACAACAUCCGGCCGCCGGCAGCGGCAGCUCGCCGGGAGGCGGCAGCCACUCCUAUUACGCCAGCAAUCACGCAGCUGCUGCGCCGAGUUCUUCUAAGAGGCUUACCAUCCGAGGACCGGCCGCCCCGCCGCCGCACCCUCCGGCUAAGGCGAGACGGCCGCCCUCGGCGUCCGAGCCCUCUGCUGCCGUGCCGCUGGAGCCGGAUGACGGCGACGAGCGCUUCCGCCAGGGCGUGGAGGUGUUCGGGGAGUGGGACGUUGCCACCCAACAAGCGGCGGUGAACCGCUUCGUCAGGCAGCAGUCGCCGCCGAAGGGAGACGGCUUCUCGUUCUGGCUCACCCCAGAUGAGGCAGAAGCUGACCUGAAGUACGUUCACGAGAUGGUGGAAGCCCAAAGGACGGGCAAGGCGGCGGCUUCCGGAUCCGGCAGCGGGAUCACCUGCAGUCCAGAGAGGAAGGUCACUGAUGUCUUCUUGGCUUCUAGGAGCCUUCAGGGAUCCAUCUCACCUUUCCUUGGUAAUCUCAGUAGCUUGUUGCGCCUCAACUUAUCAUACAAUUGGCUGUCUGGUAGCCUACCACUGGAAUUGGUGUUCUCCAGGAGCAUCAUCAUCCUUGAUGUCAGCUUCAAUCAACUCAGCAGAAACCUCCAGGAACUGCCAUCUUCAACCCCUGUCCGGCCUAUCAAGGUACUGAACAUCUCAAGCAACUUAUUUACAGGGCUGUUUCCAUCCACCCCUUGGGAGUCGAUGAGUAGUCUGGUUGUACUCAACGCCAGCAACAAUAGUUUCGUUGGGAAAAUACCAGCAACAUUCUGUGUCAGUGCUCUGUCCUUUGCAGUGCUUGAGCUCAGCUACAACCAAUUCAGUGGAAGUAUCCCUCCAUGGCUUGGUAAUUGCUCCGUGAUGACAUCUCUCAGUGCUGGGCACAACAACCUCAGAGGGACUCUUCCAAAUGAGCUCUUCAGUAUUACUUCGUUGGAGCACCUAUCUCUUCCUAAUAAUCAGUUGGAAGGAUCACUCAGAGGCAUCACCAGGCUCACAAAUCUGAUAACCAUUGAUCUAGGAGGGAAUGAAUUCAGUGGAAAUAUACCAGAUUCUAUUGGUGAACUUCAGACGUUGGAGGGAAUUCAUUUGGACCACAACCGCAUGUCUGGGAAGCCACCUUCAACUUUGAGCAACUGCACAAAACUUGUAACCAUAGACCUCAAGAACAACACGUUCAGUGGAGAGAUCACCAGGGUCAAUUUCUCCACACUUACCAAUUUAAAAACUUUAGAUCUUGCAUGGAACAAGUUCACUGGAACGAUUCCAGAAAGCAUAUACUCAUGCAGCAAUCUAAUAGCAUUGCAGCUAUCUUGGAACGAGUUCCCCGGCCAAUUGUCAGAAAGAAUUAGUGAUUUGAAGUUUCUCUCAUUCCUAUCACUUGUUAGCAUCUGCCUUACAAAUAUCAGCAGUGCAUUUCAAAUCCUUAGGAAUUGCAGGAACCUGACCACUCUGCUAAUUGGGUACAACUUCAUGCAUGAGACCAUGCCAGAGGAUGACAGAAUUAGUGGUCUUGAGAAUCUUCAGGUUCUUUCCAUGGAAGGUUGUUCAUUGUCAGGAAAAAUACCUCCUUGGUUAUCAAAGCUCACAAAUUUGGAGAUGUUAAUCUUAUAUAACAAUAAGCUAACAUGGAUAAUACCUGACUGGAUGAGUAACCUAAACUCCCUCUUCUAUAUAGACAUAUCAAACAACAGUCUUACAGGGGAAAUUUCAACAGUUUUAAUGGAGAUGCCUAUGCUACAAACAGACAAGGUUGCACCAAAGACGUUUGAGCUCCCAGUUUAUGAGACCCAAUCACUUCAAUACCGCAUGACCAGUGCUUUUCCUAAAGUACUGAAUCUAGGAAACAAUGAUUUCACUGGUGUCAUCCCCAAACAGAUUGGUCAACUGAAAGCACUCCUUGUACUCAAUUUGAGCUUCAACAAGUUAUCUGGACAGAUCCCACAGCCAAUCUGCAAGCUCACAAACUUGCAAAUACUUGACUUGUCAAGUAAUAAUCUCAAUGGUAUGCUUCCAGAUGAACUGAACGAUAUGCACUUCCUUACCCAAUUCAACAUUUCCAAUAAUGACCUAGACGGAUCUGUUCCAACUGUAGGCCAGCUUAGCACGUUUCCAAACUCUAGCUUUGAAGGCAACCCAAAAUUGUGCGGUCCCAUGCUUGUGCAUCAUUGCAGUUCAGCAAAAACACCAUUGAUCUAUAAGAAACAACAGAACAAAGAGGCCAUGUUUGUGCUUGCAUUUGCUGUAACUUUUGCAGCGAUUGUUGUCCUAUUCUUGCUGGUGUGUUUCCUUUUUUUCUUAAGGAGAAGUUUCAUAACCAGAAACAAGAGCAACAACAAGGAUGUUAUGGAAGGAAUGGCAUCCAACUUCAAUUCACAGCAAUCCUUGGUGAUGGUUCCACAAGGCAAGGGAGAAAAAGAUAAGCUCACGUUCACUGAUCUUGUGAAGGCUACAAAUAACUUUGACAAGGAGAAUAUCAUAGGCUGUGGAGGUUAUGGUCUUGUUUACAAGGCACAGCUACCCGAUGGCUCCAAGGCCGCCAUCAAGAAGCUCAGUGAUGAAAUAGUCUUAAUGGAUAGGGAAUUCAGUGCAGAAGUCGAUGCACUCUCAAUGGCACAGCAUGACAAUGUAGUGCCACUUUGGGGUUACUGCAUCCAGGGAAACUCAAGGUUCCUCAUAUAUUCCUACAUGGAGAAUGGCAGCCUGGAUGAUUGGCUUCACAACAGGGAUGAUGAUGCAAGCUCAUUCCUUGACUGGCCAAGGAGGCUAAAGAUUGCACAAGGAGCAAGCCGGGGUCUGUCCUAUAUCCACAAUGUCUGCAAGCCUCACAUUGUUCACCGUGACAUCAAGUCUAGCAACAUCCUACUUGACAAAGAAUUCAAAGCCUAUGUUGCAGAUUUUGGUCUAUCCAGAUUGAUCCUUCCCAGCAAAACUCAUGUCACGACCGAGUUGGUUGGCACUCUCGGUUACAUUCCCCCUGAGUAUGUGCAAGGGUAG